AUGUCUCAAAAAUGGAAUGAAAAUAAAAAAAAUAAAGAUGAAAAAGAUGAAAACGAUAAAUAUGUUGGUUUCAAAAAUUAUGAAAAGGAGGGUUGGUUAUUAAAUAUGCAACCUGGAUCAUCAAAAGAUGGACUUGAUAUUGAAAAAGCUUCAUUAGAAUUAUUUUUUAUUCAAGAUGAUGCAACAUCAUUUAGAGUAUGGAUACCUUAUAAUCCAUAUUUUUAUAUUUAUGUAAAGGAAGGUCAUCAAUCAGAAGUAGAAUCAUAUUUAAAGAGUACCUAUGAAAAAGAUAUAGCAGGUAUUGAUAUUAUGGAUAAAGAGGAUUUAGAUUUAGAGAAUCAUUUAUCAGGUUUAAAAAGAAAAUAUUUAAAAAUUCGUUUUCAUAACGUUUCAACACUUUUAUCAGUUCGUAAUGAUUUAUUCCCAAUCAUUAAAAGAAAUAAACAAAAAUCAAAUACAAGUGAAGCAUAUGAAGAUGAAUCAUUAAAUAAAAUUUUAAAUUCAUAUUAUAAUAAAGGAAAUAAUAAUAAUAAUAAUCAUCAAAAUUAUAAUAAUAAUAAUAAUCAAAAUAAUAAUAAUUUUAAUAAAGAAUUAAAUAAAGAUGAUAAUAAUAAUAAUAAUAGUAAAUUAAAUAAACAAGCAACUGAAUAUAUAUUAGAUAUUAGAGAAUAUGAUGUACCAUAUUAUGUUAGAGCAGCAAUUGAUUUAAAUAUUCGUGUUGGGUUAUGGUAUACAGUUAUAAAGAAUGGUAGAUUGACAACAGUGAAUGAAUUAACGACUCGUGUUGAUAGACCUGAUCCAAAAGUGUUGGCAUAUGAUAUUGAAACUACUAAGCUACCUUUGAAAUUUCCAGAUUCUUCAAUUGAUUCAAUUAUGAUGAUCUCUUAUAUGUUGGAUAAACAAGGUUAUUUAAUUGUAAAUCGUGAAAUCGUGUCUGAGGAUAUCAAAGAUUUCGAAUAUACUCCAAAGCCUGAAUAUUAUGGCCCAUUCACCGUUUUUAAUGAACCCGAUGAGAAAUCAGUAUUGGAGAGGUUUUUCAGUGAAAUUAAAAGAGAGAAACCCCAUAUAUUCGUAUCGUACAAUGGUGAUAUGUUUGAUUGGCCUUUUGUUGAAAGUAGAGCAGAGUAUCAUGGUUUGAGUAUGUUUCAUCAGAUUGGAUUUAGAAAUGAUAAUGGCGAGUAUAGAAGUAAGAUCAACCCUCAUAUGGAUGCAUUUUGCUGGGUGAAGAGAGACAGUUAUCUUCCACAUGGCAGUCACGGUUUGAAAGCGGUCACAAGAGAAAAGUUAAGAUACGAUCCAUUAGAGUUGGAUCCAGAGUUAAUGUUAAAAUCUGCUCAAGAGGAUCCUGAAACUUUAGCAAAUUACUCAGUUUCCGAUGCAGUUGCAACUUAUUAUCUCUAUAUGAAUUAUGUUCAUCCAUUCAUUUUCUCACUUUGUACAAUUAUUCCAAUGAAUCCAGACGAUGUGCUUAGAAAAGGUUCAGGUACAUUAUGUGAAGCCUUGUUAAUGACUCAAGCUUUUAAAGCUGAUGUAAUAUUUCCAAAUAAACAUAAGGAUGAUAUUAAUAGUAUGUAUAAGGGUCAUUUAUUAGAGAGCGAGACUUAUGUGGGUGGUCAUGUAGAGUGUUUAGAGUCUGGUGUAUUCAGAUCAGAUAUUCCAACUAAUUUCUCAUUAGACCCUGCUUCAAUUGAAAAGCAUAUGGGUAACAUUGAUCAAGUUUUGAAGUUUGCAUUGAAGGAGGGCGGCAUUCCAUUAGAUACCGUUAGUAAUUAUCAAGAAGUGAAAGAAGACGUAUUAAAGAAAUUCACAUUGUUAAAAGAGAAUCCAAAACAACAAUCACAUCCAUUAAUUUACCAUCUUGAUGUGUCUGCUAUGUAUCCCAAUAUUAUUCUCACCAAUAAACUUCAACCAACUGCAGUGGUCAAUGACGAGGUUUGUGCCACUUGUGUCUACAAUAAACCAGAGUCUCAAUGUCAACGUACUCUCGACUGGCAAUGGAGGGGUGACUAUUCACCAUCGAAUCAGUCAGAGUAUCGUUUAAUUCUACAACAAUUGGAAUCUGAGAAAUUUGGUGAUGGAGAUGAAAGAAAAUCAUUCUUAUCACUAAGUGAAGAGAAACGUAAUGAAUUAUUAAGAAAACGUUUAAAAGAGUACUCUAGAAAAGUCUAUAGAAAAACCCAUCAAAUCACACAAGAAAUUCGUUCCGACACUAUUUGUAUGCGUGAAAAUUCAUUCUACGUCGAUACUGUACGUCUAUUCCGUGAUCGUCGUUAUGUUUUCAAGAAUCAUCAUCGUGAUUGGAAGAUAAAGUAUGAUCAAGCAAUGCAAGAAUCUGGUGGUACCAAUAGUGUUGCUGUGGUAGCUGCACAAGGUAUGGUUGUACUCUAUGAAAGUCUUCAAUUAGCUCACAAGUGUAUUCUAAACUCUUUCUAUGGUUAUGUAAUGAGAAAAGGUGCUCGUUGGUAUUCUAUGCAAAUGGCAGGUAUUGUAACACAUACAGGUUCAAACAUCAUUAAAGAAGCAAGAGAAGUGGUAGAGCAAAUGGGUAGACCAUUAGAGAUUGAUACCGAUGGUAUUUGGUGUAUACUUCCAUCACAUUUCCCAGAGAAUUACACAUUAAAAUCAGCCAGUACUGGUAAAAAAGUUACUUUUUCUUACAUUUGCGAAAUGUUGAAUGAAAAAGUUGCAAAAAGUUUCACAAAUCAUCAAUACCAAGAUUACAAUGCUGAAACCAACACUUAUACAAUUCGUGACGAAUGUUCCAUUCUAUUCGAAUGUGAUGGUCCUUAUCGUUGUAUGUUAAUUCCAACUAGUAAAGAGAAAGAUGUGAAAUUAAAGAAACGUUACGCUGUAUUCAAUCGUGAAGGUCGUAUUUGUGAAUUAAAAGGUUUCGAAAUUAAAAGACGUGGUGAAUUGAAAUUGAUUAAACUUUUCCAAUCUGAAGUGUUUAAAGAAUUUUUAGGUGGUGAUAGUUUGGAAGGCUGUUAUCAGUCGGUUGGUGCCGUUGCAAAUCGUUGGUUAGACAUUCUAGAUAGUCAUGCUGAAAACUAUGAAGAAAAGGAUCUAAUAGAACUAAUUACCGAAAGUAGUAAUAUGAGUAGAAAAUUAGAAGAAUAUGGUACACAAAAGAGUUCAGCUAUUAGUACUGCCAAAAAGUUAGCAGAGUUUUUAGGUGACGAUAUGAUCAAGGAUAAAGGUUUAUCAUGUCAAUACAUUAUCUCCAAUAAACCAGCCGGUUCACCAAUUACUGAACGUGCUUUACCAGUUGCAAUUUUUGAUGCAGAUUUUGAAACUCGUUGUCAUUAUCUUAGAAGAUGGACAAAAUCUCCAAGUGGUGAUUUAGAUAUUCGUGAAUUAAUCGAUUGGGAUUAUUAUCGUCAACGUUUAUCUGGUGUAAUUCAAAAAAUUAUUACAAUUCCUGCUGCACUUCAAAAUGUUACAAAUCCAGUACCACGUGUUAUUCAUCCAGAUUGGAUUUUAAAAGAAAUUAGAAGAAAUGAAGAUGGUCGUCAACAAACUUCAAUUACUUCAUUUUUUGAAAAAACUGAAGAUAAUGAUCAAGACAAUGAUAAUGAUAAUGAUAAUGAUAACGAUAAUGAUAAUGAUAAUUCGAAACCACAACAAACUGAUGAUAUUGAAAAUAUGUUUUCAUCAAGAUUUAAAGAUUUACCAGCAUUUAAUCCAAAAGUUACUAAAUUUAAAAGAAGUAAACAAUCAUCAAGUGAUGUUUCAAGUCUUUUAAUUAAAAAAUCAAAAUCAUCAAUUGAAACAUUUACAAAUGAACAAGAAAAACAAAUUAUGGAAACUAAAACACCAUCUAUUGAUAAAGAUUUCCAAGGUUGGUUAUCAAUAUCAAAAAAGAAAUGGAAAAUUCAACGUUUAUUAAAAAAGAGAAGACAAAGAUUAGGUGGAUCAUUAUUUGAUAGUGAUAGUUUUAGAAUUGGUUCAAAAUUAACAAAUAGAGAAAGUUCAUCAUCGUCAUUCUUUAAGAGUCAAUCAGAUAUAAUUAAAAAAGGAUAUUGGAAUAUUAUAUCGAUUGAACCAAUUUAUGGCGGUGAACCAGGUAUUUAUCAAAUGUGGUCAUUGAUUGAGGAUCAAUUGAUACCAAUUAAAGUUGACAUUGGUAGAGUGUUUUAUUUAAAUUCAAUUGAUACCGAUCCAUAUGAAGAUGCACAAAAGAAUACAAAUGUAAUACCACCAAGAGGUAAACAAAGAUUUAAUGUUUUUUCAGUGACAAUGAGUGAAAGUCAAUUUUUAGAACAAUCAAAGGAAUUGAAUACACUAUUCACCAAUCCAAUGAUUGAGGGUGUCUAUGAAACAAAGGUACCAUUGGAUAUUAAAGCCAUUAUUCAAUGUGGUUGUGUAGCUACUUUGUCAAGAGUAUCACCAUUCUUUACUAAAAUAGUCAAUAGUAACACAAGAUUCUCUUUGGAGGAUAUCGCUUCAAAACCUGAUAAACAAUUUCAUUAUCUUGCAGAACAUAACUUUAAUCAACUCUUUUUGUAUCAUAAUAGUCGUGAUGGAAAAGACGGUUAUUUCGUUCUUUUCAAUAUGAAUACUCAACAAUGUUCAGUUAUUUUCUCAAAUCCUUAUAUGGCCGCCAACAAAAUCGAUGCAAGAGUAUUGAAUUCCAUAAAGGAGAAACUACCAGAAAUCACCUUUACAAUGGACCAAAAAUCAAGUAUGUCUUUGGCAAAAAAAGAAAUUGGUUCAUUAAUUAUGGAAUAUCAACGUAAAGGUUUACCAACUAUCAUUCUACUACAAGUUCCAAAUGCAAUUGGAAUAUUGGAACAAAUUCCAAUACUUAGAGAAUUCCCACGUGUACCAGUACCUUACCAUGACAACGAUUCAAUGUAUUCACCAUUCAAUUGGGAUGUUCAUUCAUUGAAACCCUUACCAUUACGUUUAAUGGAUGCACCAAAACUUUGGGUUUACUAUGCAAAUAUGUCACGUUAUGCAAAUAUACCCAUUGGUAAUAUUCCAACUGAUAAUGCAUCAUUCAUGUGUGAUAUUCUCUAUGCUCGUUCUUUGGUUGAACAAAAACAUCUCCUUUGGAUGUCUGAUUCAAACUUCCCAGAUUUAGGUGGUUCAGAAGAAGAUGAUGCAAAAUUCUAUGAAGAAUUAAAUAAUGUUGAAAUUAAUAAUUCAGAUUGUUAUAAUCAAGUUUGUUUCGAAUUGGAUAUUGAAAAUUUAGCAACAAAUACAAUCUUGGAAUCAAUUCAUUUGGCUGAAAUUGAAGGUAUUUUAGGUAAUGAAUUAGGUGAUGAAUCAAAUGUUGCAAUGUUUGAUGAUAUUAAAAAUACUUCAAAUAAUUCCAAUACCAAAAAUGGUGCAAAUCAAAAUACUACAAAUGAUACAACAUCAUCAUUUGAUAAAUUAUCAAUUACAAAUAAAUUUAGAUCAGCAAUUAAUCAUCAAAUUAGUGGUUGUGAAAAAGAAUUUAAUAUUCUUAGAAAUUUAGUAUCAAAAUGGAAAUUGGAUUUAGUAUCAGGUAGUAAUAGUAAAAGAAAUGAAAUUAGUUCACGUUAUUCAAAUUAUCUUUUAUUACAUUUCUAUCGUUGGAUUAGCUCGACCAAUUCAAAACUUUAUGAUCCUAUCCUUUAUCGUACUUUACAUCAAUUAAUGAAAAAAGUUUUCAUUCAAUUGAUUUUCGAAUUUAAAAAAUUGGGUAGUAAAAUAGUUUAUGCAAAUUUCAAUAAGAUUAUCAUUUGUUCUCAAAAGGAUUCAAUUGAAGAUGCUCGUUCUUAUUGUAACUAUAUCUUGGCUGUAAUUAAAAAGAAAGAAUUAUUUAGUUGGAUUAAUUUUAAACAAACAAAUUAUUAUCAUAAUUUAUUAUGGUUAAAUAAUUCAAAUUAUUCUGGUAUUUUAUAUUUUAAUCCAUUAAUUAAUAAAAAUCAACAACAACAACAACAACAACAAGAUAAUGCUGAUGAUGACGAUGAUGAUGAUGUAUCUGAAAAUGAAGAAGAGCAACAACAGAAUAAAAAUAAAAAAUUAAAAAAAAUUAAAAAUGGUAAAAUCAUAACCAAUUGGAAUAUUGCAGAAUUUUUACCACCACAAAUUCAAACUUCUUUCAUUAUUAUCAUUUCAGAUUAUAUUUAUAAAUUGCAUACUGAAAGAGAUGAAUUAAAUAGAAUUCAAAAAGAACAACAACAAAGAUAUUUAUUAAAACAAAAAAUUAGUACAACUUCCUCCUCCUCUAAUAAUGAUUCAACCGCAGCAACAACAACAACUACAAAAGAUACUAUUAAUGAACCAACUAAACCAGAUUUAAGAAAAAGUUCAACUUGGAAUGAAGAAGAGGAUGAAGAUAUUAGUAUUCCACCAUCUUCAUCAUCAUCAACAACUACAACUACAUCAAAAACAAAGAAAGCUACAUCUAAAUUUGAUUUAUUAAUUGAUGUUAAUCGUAUUUUUACAUUAUUGGAUCAUUUCCAAGUUAAUCAAUCAUCAUUAGAAUUUCCACAAUUACCAGGUGGUUAUUUGAAAUUAAAUAAUCCACCAUUAGAAUUCAUUAAAUUCGUUUGUCAUGUAUUAUCAAUUGAUAAAUCAAUCUCAUCAAGAGUAUCACGUUUAAGAAUGAAAUUAAUGACAUCAAUGAAAGUUAGAGAAUUCUCUGAUGAAGCUAAAUUCAAAGAUCCAUGCGUGUCUUUCACUUUACCUGAUGUAAUUUGUUCAUCUUGUCAUUCAUGUAGAGAUAUUGAUUUAUUAAGAAAUACAAAUACAACUUCUAUCUCUUCAAGAUUAUCUUCUCAACAAAAGAGUAACAACAAUGACAGUGAUGAUAGUGAUGAUGAUAAUGAAGAAAAUGAAGGUGAUGAUGACAAUAUUAUUAGAGUUCCAGAAUUAUCUUGUAUUCAAUGUAAAGGUCAUUAUUCUAAAAAUACUAUCGAAAGUCAAUUAGUUGAAAUCAUUCAAAGACGUUCAUUAUCUUAUCAAUUACAAGAUUUAAGAUGCUCAAAAUGUAAUGAUGUUAAAUCUGAUAACCUUGGUGAUAUUUGUCCACAAUGUUCUGGUCAAUGGGAAUGUACUCAAUCAAAUAAUUUAUUUUCUAAAGAUUUAAUUAUCUUUAAAAGUAUUGCAGAAUAUCAUAAUUUUGAAUGGUUAGGUGAGACUGUUGAUUCAUUAUCCAAAUUUAUUUAA
Messenger RNA from Dictyostelium discoideum AX4, 7143 nucleotides. RefSeq lists its product as hypothetical. The record is from RefSeq and is a predicted model, not a curated record. The coding region runs from base 1 to 7143 and encodes 2380 amino acids. The transcript has 3 exons. NCBI's taxonomy places the organism in Eukaryota, Evosea, Eumycetozoa, Dictyosteliales, Dictyosteliaceae.